Molecule: messenger RNA, 974 nt
Organism: Cuscuta campestris
Lineage: Eukaryota; Viridiplantae; Streptophyta; Magnoliopsida; Solanales; Convolvulaceae
Source: the annotation of a GenBank genome assembly
CUGUAAAAGUGUCAUUUUAUUUCCUUUCAGCUGAAAAGUCAUCUACUUUGAAAAUAUAGGAUUUGUGGAGAGGAAUGAGAAAAAAUCCCCCCCCAUUUCUUUCCUACAUGGGCAUGAGCUCAUAUACAUGUUUUGAUUGUUGUCUCGCCUUAGACGGACAACCUUUGGCAUUGCACGAUGUAGAAACAGACAUGCCUGCAAUCACAAGACAAGAGCUGUCAUCGUACAAAUGGACCUUUAUAACUCAAGAGGAUCACCCUUACCUGAACCAGCCAUGGUUCACGCUACAUCCGUGCGGGACUAGUGAGUGGAUGAAGAUGCUCUUUAGUAGGGACACAUCUGCAAUGGCACUUGGUGGAUUGGCUAUUGAUAGAUGUCGUCCGACAAGACGACGAGCGUGCACGUGACGGCCCUGGACGGGCUGGUGAAUGUGAAUUCACUGUUCACGGUGGCGGUGUUCGUGGGCCUGUCCAUCGCGACUCCGGGCCAGAAGAGCCUGGAGGAGCGGACGGCCUGCGACGCGGGUAUAGACAAGGUGAGGGGGCUCCUGGUGUACGAGGUUGUCUCCUUCAGCUUCUUCCUCUUCUCUUCCCUGGUGGCUCAGGGCCUGAAGCUGGCCAUAAACCUGCUGACCCGAAACGACACGGACGAGGCCUUCAAGGCCCAUGUCAAUACCAAGGCCCUGAAGUUUGGGAUGUUGGGCUGUGCCGUGGGCUCGAUGUUGGGCUGCUUGUUCUUGAUGAUGUCCAUGGUGAGAGUGAUAGAGAUCAGGCUUGGGGUUCUGUCCUGUGGGAGCAAAUCCUCUUCUAAUUCUGUUUUUGCUUUGGUUUCUUUGGUCUGUUCUGGUCUCCUUCUCUAUGUUUCCACUGCUGUCUAUGCUUUUAUCCACUACUGAGGAAAAAAAACAUGUGAAAUUUGCACUAAAUAACUCUAAAACAUAUGUCAUUUUUUCAAUGUAGCACUUAAACCUUUUG